This is a messenger RNA of Myxocyprinus asiaticus (Chinese sucker), 1809 nucleotides long. RefSeq names its product family with sequence similarity 151 member A (gene fam151a). The record is from RefSeq and is a predicted model, not a curated record. The transcript is spliced from 8 exons. Bases 1 to 1806 code for a protein of 601 amino acids. Lineage: Eukaryota; Metazoa; Chordata; Actinopteri; Cypriniformes; Catostomidae.
AUGGAAGAUAAACAAGAAAAUAAUUGCAAAAAUGAGGCAGAUGAAGAGAAAGAAAGAAAGGAACCAAAAACAAUUCUGGGGAUUUUUACAAGAAAGCAGUUCACUUUGUUAUGUGUUGGUAUUGGUCUGAUUUUACUUCUCAUCAUUACGAUAACAUCAGUAUUUCUGAUCAUGGAUGAUUUAAGAUCAGAUUCCUCAGUCAACAUAGAGUCUUUCCCAACUGGUGGAGAUAUGCUCGACUUUCUUCUCCAAACUGGAGAGAUUCAGGAAAAAGAUGGCCUUUAUGCAACUUGGUAUCAUGCUGCCAACAGUAAAUCUGAGAUGAUCAAGGCCCUGAACAGUGACGUAAUGAUCCUGGAAGCUGAUGUAAAUGUACAAGGUCAUAACACAGCUAAUGAGACCAACAUUCCCAUCAUGGCCCAUCCACCAGACAUAUACAGUGAUAACACUCUGGACGAGUGGCUGGAUGCUGUACUCACAUCAAAGAAAGGGAUAAAGCUGGAUUUUAAAAGUAUUGAUGCAGUGGAGCCGUCGUUAGAUCUACUAAGAGUUAAAAAUCAAACGGGGAUCAGCCGCCCAGUGUGGAUAAAUGCAGAUAUUCUUCCUGGACCUAAUGUCCCUGACUUCUGGCCAGCAGUCAAUGCCUCGGCGUUUUUCGGGCUAAUUCAGAGUAAAUUUCCUGAUAUCACCAUCUCUCCAGGAUGGAAGGUUCUGUACCUUUCCAUCUUCCCCAAUGUGACAUACACUCGCAGCAUGGUAGAACAGAUGUACUCAACAAUAAGACACCUUCCUCAGAAGAUCACCUUCCCUGUCCAUGCUUUGAUGGCCAAGAAUGGGUGGCCACAUCUGAGCUGGCUACUCAGUCAUUCUUCAAGGUUCAGCUUAACACUGUGGCAAGGGAAGGAGAAUCCCACCUUGAAUGAUCUUCUUUUCAUCAGAGACAACAGCAACCCUCAGCGCAUCUAUUACGACAUUUACGAGCCUGUGCUCUCGCAGUUCAAAGAAGCUGCAAAGCAGAGAAACAGACCCAGAAGAUUCUAUCCAGGUGGAGACAUAGUUGACUAUUUCAGGCCUGUGAACAGUGAUGGUCUCAACAUCCAGUGGGAGAGAGUGACUGACAAAGAAUCUUUGUUAUCUUUACUCAAAGGCAGCCCUGGAGGAAUGCUGGUGAUCCCAGUCAUAUCUGGGAAGGGUCAAACAAAUAUUCCUGUCGUUCAGGGUUCCCAACCUGCGCUGCCUCUUCAGGACUGCCUGGAGCUUAUUCUUGCCUCAAAGUGGCCGUGGGGACUCUACUUAAAGAUUAAGUCUCAGAGUCAGCUCAACCCCUCACUGGAGCUCCUCCGACAGUUCUAUGACAGGGACCUGCUGCACCACCCUACCUGGGUUAACAUGGAUGUAGCCCAUGGAGCUUUCCAUAUCCAAGGCUAUAUGACAGGAGAGGAGUUCUUGAGAACCAUUAAUCAAAUCUAUCCAUAUGUGACUCUGGCUCCAGGUUGGCCAAAAGAAGCUCUUGAUGAAGGCUACACACCAGAGCUAGUCAAGGACAUGGUGCAGCUCUUCCAGGGGGCCUGGCAGGAUGUUUCACUGCAGCUACAAGCUGAAGCCCUAGACAGGUCUAUGGUUGGAUGUAGGAGUCUUAUCCACACCCAAACACGCUUCACACUAACUGUGGAGCACUGGGUAGAGGAGAGAGGCCUCAAUACCGGUACUGCGUACUUAAUGUCUAUCCGAGCAGGGAACAAACAGCGGAGCUUCUACAACAUGCCUAAUAAGUAUAGACAGUUUAUAGCAAAGCUGUCUGAUUAAAGA